AGUUUUAUAUGCUGAUAGGAAAAACAUCUCUUCUAGGGCUUUCAUAUUUUUAUUUUGUAUAUACAUACGGCAAGGCCUUUCAUGUGGUCCCAAGUUGGAAUGGAUCCUUGGUACCCCCUUGCUUGUUGCAAGAGGUGACUAAAUGGGGUGGUCCUUCGGGUUAGACCGCAAAAACUGAGGUGCUGUAUUAAAGCAGGUGUGGCAUGACAAUUAAAGAUCCCUUCGUGCCAAGCAUAAACCUAAAUUCUACAGACCUUCACUGACAAUGAUGACCUCUCCAUGAUGAGUGGAAGAUUCUCGUCAAAUGGGACGUUAAACAAUGUACAACGAACCAACCUUUCAUGUCCAAUAGAAUAUGAUUUUCACCUGACUCGCAGAACUAAAUAAUAUGCACAGUCACACAUAUAUCUGAAUAACAAUUAUAGAAGAACUGAAGGACAUGUAGCAAAGAAGGGAGAAAAAUAUUUGGAACAUUAGGGGAUCAAACCCAUGACCCUUACAUUACCAGUUAGAUGAUCUAACCACUGAGCUAUCCAGGCUGAUAUACAAAGUAAUAUGAUGGAACUUUGCUUCAUCAGUCAGUGUGAUGCAUCCCUGCUUCUGAAACCAGUGUCCGUCAUUCAGAAAAAUCAAAUUUAAAAUAGCUUUAGGAAAUGUUUUGGAGGAACGUAUAGCUAUAUUGAUCUUUAUUGAUAUGCUAGUUACAACAUGGAUUCUACAUUUACAUAGGAAUAUCUUAUCUCGAAUUCUGCUGACGGCAUAUAGAUAUAUAGCUUACAAAAUGGGUUCUUGUGUUUGUAAAGAAAAACAUGUAACUGCAGAUCAACGAGCUAUAAGACAGGUAGAAAGCGGAAAUCAAAGGUCACAUCAAAGGUCAGGGUCAUCAACAGGAAGAAGAGCCGUAGUGUCAAAUUCCAAUUCACAAAGUUCUUCCAGAAGAUGUCCAAAUGUAGAUUCUCUGGUGCUAGAGACACUUUCUCUUAUUAGGACUCUGGUUGACAAUGAGCAGGGCCCACCUCAAGCCAUGUUAUUGUUACAUCGUGUGGCAGAGUCUGAGGAGGGAUGGUUAGAUGUUGUCAAGUCCCUGGUCAUUUCCAUCCCCCUUGAUGACCCUCUUGGUCCCGCAGUGAUCACCCUCCUGCUGGAUGAGUGCCCCCUUCCCACCAAGGAUGCAAUCCUAAUUCUGUACAAGAAUUUGAAGUUGAUGCCUAACAGCCCAAGCAAAGAAUACAGUUCUGUCAGCUCCCAGAGAAAUAUAGGUGUAGUCUUAGGAUGUCUAGCAGAAAAAUUGGCAGGUCCAAAUGCAAUUGACAUCUUGACAGAUGAUGUGUUAAAAUACUUAAUGUCAAACUUGAAUGACAAACUUGACCCAGCUGUUAUUUUACAUUCCUUGGUGGCUCUUGAGAAGUUUGCUCAGACCAGUGAAAAUAAAACUACUAUAAAUAAAUGUUUAAGAGAAUGCAACCCAAAUCCUUUAGAAAUCCUUGAAAAAUGGUGGCGCCAUGACAACUUCUGUCUUCGGGAAGUUGGUUUCUGUGCCCGGUGGUGCCUUGAUAAUUUAUUUGUGACAGAGAAUCGAGAAUUUUCAUACCGAAAAGAAGAUUUAAAGAAUAUUAAUGUGAUGUUGAAUAGUAAAGAUGUUAGUGAAUACCUGAAAAUUUCACCAGACGGUUUAGAGGCCAGAUGUGAUGCAUCCUCCUUCGAAAGUGUUCGCUGUACAUUCCAGGUGAAUUCUGGGAUAUGGUAUUAUGAGGUCACCCUUUUAACAGAUGGUGUGAUGCAGAUCGGGUGGGCAACCAAGUCCAGCAGCUUUCUAAAUCAUGAAGGCUACGGUAUAGGGGAUGACGAGUAUUCCAUGUCGUACGAUGGCUGUCGCCAACUGAUCUGGUUCAAGUCGGAGAGUAGACCUAUAACACUGCCCUGCUGGAAAGCUGGUGACACCCUGGGACUGCUGCUGAAUGUGGAAACACAAGAACUGGUGUUUUACCUGAAUGGAGAGGCACUGGCCCCCAAUAAUGAACUCUUCCAACAUGCAAGAGAAGGAUUUUUCGCUGCUGCCAGCUUUAUGUCCUACCAACAAUGCUAUUUCAAUUUUGGAGCGAAACCUUUCAAACAUCCCCCUAAAGAUAUGAAGUUUAAAAGCUUCAAUGACUAUGGACGGUUGUCUGAAGAGGACAAAGUCAUAUUACCAAGGCAUAUGAAGUUGGAACUGCUAAAGAAUUUGAAUGUCAAGGAAGGGGCCUGUACACUCUGCUUUGACCAACAAGCCAAUUACUAUCUAUCUCCUUGCAAGCACAGGGGUUUCUGCUAUCAGUGUACACUACAGAUUGAACUGUGUCCAAUUUGUCGAACAAAAAUUGAUGAAAGAAUCCAGGAAACUUUCUCAAAAGACAACAGUAAAUGCACACAGACCUCUACCACUCAGACUACGGGUCUGAUAGUGAAUAGUGAUGUGACUUCAGAGACUGUGGACAAACUUACCUCUAAUGGGGAAACGGUGGAUGCCAAGGACAGCAGAGUACAGGCUGGACACACUUCAUAGCAUUGGACAUCUUUUGAUUCUAACCUCAUGCAGAUUCUGGCUCCAACAUUCUUGGCACCUCGCAUUUCUUAAAAGACAGUCAAGUUUUAGAUUUUUUAUGAAGUUUUUACCACUGAGUUAAAAGAUUUUAUUUUAAAGUUAUUUGAAAUAUCUGUAUAUCUUUAUCAGAAGAAUUCAUGUGUUUAAAAAAUGUACUGUGUAAAUCUUUGGUUUAUUUGGGAAUCAGAUUAUUGAGAUAUCAAUGAGUUUUCAGAGUCUUGUUGUCAGAAUUUUUUUCCAAGUGAUAUGAUUUUAUUUGUCUUUAUGCAAUUGAGGUUUUACAAUACUGGUGCACUAUGAAAAGGGGGACUCAGAGAAAAGUACAUAAAGAUAUAUUACUGCCACACAUACUAAUAACAGAAUACAAAAAAUGAAAAUUCACUGAAACAGUUGUUUGCUUGCAGAUUAUUUUUCCGGUACUUACAAGCCCAAUAUACUGUAAAAUACUCAAACAGCCUAGACAAUAUUUGUUUAAAAGAAGCUCUUGCUUUCACCACGAUUCUCCUGUGUCCAUGUGUCCACUAUGUGAUACUAUAAACCAACUUCUAUUUGCAACAAUCUUAUUUCGUGAUUUACCAGUGAUGAACUGGUUUGCAGCGAGUAAUUUUCGGGACUGACAUUAUCUUUAACAUGCAAGAGACAUUAAAGGUUCUCAAUGAGAAAUAUUCACUAUGAUAAGGUUCUUGUGAACCUCACAAACAUUUCUCGCACACAAAUAAAAGUUGGUUACAGUAUUCCACUUCCUCUAAUACAGUCUAGUCUGCAGAUUUAUAUUUGCUUUAUCAAUUUUGAACUUCAUUAUAACAGAUAGUUCAAUAUAAGCAAAUUCAUUAUAAGUGGAGCAGACUGUAGUUCACUCACUUUCCUUACACAAUUACCUGUAGCCAUGGUGACAACUGUCUCUGCAGUGUUCAUUGCUGUGAUUCCAGUUUUCAAUUAUUAUUUUUUUUAAUUUUCGGAGGUGGAUGGGUUGGGGGAUAUGUGAUGCAGUGUAAAUAUAAUUAACAAAUUGAGCAAGUUUAAAAGGUGUGGACUUGUACAAAAUUAAUUGUAUAAACAAAUCCCCUCGCUGCUGUAAUCAAAAUAGGAAAGCUUGUGAGGUUUUUUUUUUAGUUGGUUAUAUUUCAUUACUUUGAUAUCGGUUUAUUUGUUGAAGCUUUUCACUAAAUGAGCCUGUAAAGUACAUUUAUCUGUUAUACAGUAUGUGUACAAUACUGAAUUGAUGGGAAAAGUUACCAGAUUUUGUAGUUUUAUUAUUAGAAUUAUUCCCCUUGUAGUUUAUCAUUAUUGGCAGACAUGUCUGGAUUUUUUGUUAAGUUUGACGUUUUACUGUGAUAGUCUUUUUGCCGAGUUACAUUGUUUUUGUGCUGUGAAAUAAAGAUCCAAGUCUUGCACACAAUUAUGAAGCCCUGAAGGAUGGUUACUACAAACAAAAGCUCCCAAACUUGUAUAUUUCAUCCUAUGAUUUGGUUACACACAGUGAGUUUAGUCAGCAACUGACUAAGAAUGGUACAUCAUAACAUGUAGAACUGGACCAGAAUGUUGUCAGGGAUCUACUACAGACAACUAGAAUGGUAGUACUACUAGACAACUGUUUAGAAUGGUAGUACUACAGACAACUAGAGUGGUAGUACUACUAGACAACUAGAAUGGUAGUACUACUAGACAACUGUUUAGAAUGGUAAUACUACUAAAGUGCAGUUAGUACUACUGCAAGAGAACAGUCUUUUAAAUUGGUAAAAUUUUGUUGAUUUUAAUUCUACAUCAGAAAAAUGUGUGUAGUGUGUGUCCGUAAAGUACUCCCUGUUGUCAUGGUCACAGUCUGUAAUUCUAAAUACUGUAGUUUAACUUUGUCCUCAAUUUAAUGCCAGAAGCACUUUCUCGUGACUAGACAUUAAAUUUCCUGAGGUUCAAUGGCAUUGGAAACGACUUUAAAAAACAGAUCUCAAUCCCACUGACUUGAUUGUGUAUUAGUAUUAUUCAUUUUUAUUUGCAAAUUGUAUUUGUUAAUCUUUUGUUUAUUUUUAAUUUUUGGUACAUUGUGCAUUAGUAGUGGCAUAUUUGCAUGUUGUGACAAUAUAUUUGAAGGGAGGUAACUCAUACUAUACGUCUCAUAAACAUUAUACAAGUCUGAGUUUCCCUUUACUACUUGUGCUAUAUAUCAGCCUCUGUCUUUCUGAAAUAAACCUCUACUCCAGUUUUCUCUCUCAUGUCAAUAAAACAUACGUAAUUAAGAUUCUUGGUUCAUCAUGUCAGAGCAGAACUUGUUGUUUUCUGAAGACAUGAUGGCUCAUUUUUUCUUUUAUUUUUGAACCCCUCCUCUCCUUGUGCAAGCACAAGGAUGUAGGACUAAAAUACACCCUUCCCUAUGAUAACAGACACUCCCCCUCCCCACAGGGACAUUGUCUUUCUACACUGCUCUUGUUCUACUGUCAACAUAUUGUCUGGUGACAUUUUCUAGAAGAAAAAACACUAUUAAAUCUGCAUAUUAUAGUAUAUAUGUGAAUAUAUACAUUAUAUUGAGGGCUUUCAUGAUAACUAGUUUACAGCAUUGGUGUAUUUUGUGCACUACUGUAAUUGUUAAACCAUGCAUGAAGUAAGGUUUUACUUUUUCAUUUUAUAUGUGAAAAUAUCGGUGUUUAUGAUGAGUUUAAUUAAAAUUAUUGAAGUGAC
Messenger RNA from Ostrea edulis (European flat oyster), 5254 nucleotides. Its product is annotated as RING finger and SPRY domain-containing protein 1-like. Bases 695 to 2542 code for a protein of 615 amino acids. Lineage: Eukaryota; Metazoa; Mollusca; Bivalvia; Ostreida; Ostreidae. The transcript has 17 exons. Gene Ontology annotation, molecular function: protein binding; ubiquitin-protein transferase activity. The record is from RefSeq and is a predicted model, not a curated record. Gene Ontology annotation, cellular component: cytoplasm.